Molecule: messenger RNA, 8900 nt
Organism: Danio aesculapii
Lineage: Eukaryota; Metazoa; Chordata; Actinopteri; Cypriniformes; Danionidae
Gene: celsr2
Product: cadherin, EGF LAG seven-pass G-type receptor 2
Biological process (GO): homophilic cell-cell adhesion; cell surface receptor signaling pathway; G protein-coupled receptor signaling pathway
Cellular component (GO): plasma membrane
Molecular function (GO): calcium ion binding; G protein-coupled receptor activity
Source: RefSeq, a predicted model, not a curated record
CAGCAUGGAGACUCCGAACGCCAAGUUUGAGGGGAAAAACUGGAUUUAAUUCAUUCUCCGCGGAGCAGCAGCGAGGAGCGAUGAAGCGGGAUUUGUUGCUCUUUGUUUUCGGGUGUUUUGAGCUCCCGUGGAUCGUGGACUGUUUCUCCGUGCAUGUGAGUGAGGAUGCGGGACCGGGCACCGCGAUUGCCGAGCUGCAGCGGGGCUCCUGCGCGCUGGACCAGCUCCUCCUGCCGCGCUUCGCGGAGAGUUUCCUGCGCCCGGACGCGGGUGUGCUGACUCUCUCGAACGCUCCGAACUGUGAUUCGGUUCUUUUGAACCCGUUCAGCGUGUACGCGGUCGAGGACUGUACGGACGCGUCGGGUUUCAGACACCUUGUUACCAGCCGGUAUGAUGUGCACGUUCAUGGAAAGAACUGCGCGAGCACGCGCAAAUGGGAAAACAAGUUGGAUGUGGAGAUCAUUAGUUUGACGGAGACUUCAGAGUGCCGCGAGGCGCACAGCGUAGUUUUCCCGGUGUUUGAUGUGUUACCGGAGAACCCGACGCGCUGCAAUGUGACCGGGACUUCAGCGUUUUACUUGUCCGACGGAUCUCUGUUUACUUCCACUCGGCUCUGUUUCACCCGCGACUCUUUGCUGGAGUUUCAGCUGCGCUGCUGGGGGCGCGCGGGUGCUGCGCAUGCGCACUGGCGUGUGGGCCGCGGCCGGUUCACACAAACUCACCUGAGCAAGAUACUCAGACAGGCCGCGCGCUCGAACUCUGGGCUGCUGAGCAGGAGGAGGAGGAACGUCAACAAUAACCCUCAGUUUCACCCUCCGAUGUAUCAGGUGUCUGUUUCAGAGAAUCAGCCAGCUGGGACUUUUGUUGUUGUUUUAAAAGCAGUUGACCCGGAUGAGGGUGAAGCCGGUCGGCUGGAAUAUGUCUUAGAGGCCCUGUUUGAUAGUCGAUCCAACAAUCUCUUUGCUGUUGACCCAGCAAGUGGAGUCGUUUCCACUGUGGAGAUAUUAGACAGAGAAACAAAAGACACACAUGUGUUCAGGGUCACGGCAGUGGAUCAUGGAACGCCACGACGUACGGCUAUGGCCACCCUCACCGUAACAGUCAGCGACACAAAUGAUCACGACCCUGCCUUUGAGCAACAGGACUAUAAAGAGAGCGUACGAGAAAACCUGGAGAUCGGUUAUGAGGUCCUGACUGUACGUGCAACAGAUGGCGAUGCUCCCAUCAACGGAAACAUCCUGUAUCAUUUGCUGAACAGCAACGGGACUAAUGACGUGUUUGAGAUUGAUUCCCGCUCUGGUGUCAUACGUACACGUGGUGUGGUGGACCGUGAAACUGUCGAAUCCUACAUGCUGAUGGUUGAAGCGAAUGAUCAGGGACGAGAUCCAGGCCCUCGCAGCGCUACAGCAACCGUCCACAUCGUUGUGGAGGAUGAUAAUGACAAUGCACCACAGUUUAGUGAGAAACGCUACAUCGUUCAGGUUCCCGAAGACCUGACACCUAACACAGAGAUCCUUCAAGUAACAGCGACUGACCAGGACCGCGGAAAUAACGCCGUGGUUCAUUUCAGCAUCAUGAGCGGGAACACGAGGGGUCAGUUCUACAUCGACGCUCAGACAGGUAAACUGGACCUGGUGAGCCAGCUGGAUUAUGAGAUGAAUAAAGAGUAUACGCUUCGCAUUCGCGCACAAGAUGGCGGGCGGCCUCCACUCUCCAAUAUCAGCGGCCUCGUCACAGUGCAGGUGCUGGACAUUAAUGACAACGCACCGAUAUUUGUCAGCACUCCGUUCCAGGCGACGGUGCUGGAGAACGUUCCUGUAGGAUAUUCUGUCAUCCACAUUCAGGCCGUAGACGCGGACGCUGGAGAUAAUUCACGUUUGGAAUAUCGCCUCACAGAGACCACGGCCAACUUCCCAUUUACCAUCAACAACAGCACCGGCUGGAUAGUCGUAGCCGCAGAACUGGACAGAGAAUCUGUGGACUUUUAUAACUUUGGAGUGGAAGCGCGAGACCAUGGAGCGCCAGCCAUGUCUUCAUCCGCUAGCAUUAGCAUGACCAUUCUAGACGUCAAUGACAACAACCCUGAGUUCACACAGAAGGCCUACUAUAUGCGUCUAAACGAAGAUGCCACCGUCGGAACGAGUGUGGUCACAGUGUCCGCAGUCGAUCAGGAUAUCAACAGCGUGGUGACGUAUCAGAUCUCCAGCGGGAACACCAGAAACCGCUUCUCCAUCACCAGUCAGAGCGGCGGAGGCCUGAUUACACUCGCUCUACCGCUGGACUACAAGCUGGAGAGACAGUACGUCCUCACAGUCACCGCGUCUGACGGCACACGCUUCGACACAGCUAAAGUAUACGUAAACGUCACAGACGCCAACACACACAGACCGGUCUUCCAGAGCUCGCAUUACACCGUUAACAUAAACGAGGACCGACCUGUGGGCACUACAGUCGUGAUGAUCAGCGCCACAGAUGAGGAUACGGGCGAGAAUGCCCGAAUUACCUACAUCAUGGAUGACAGCAUCCCACAGUUCGACAUCGACGCAGAUAGUGGUGCCGUGACCACACAGAUGGAGCUAGACUACGAGGAUCAAGUCUCCUACACGCUUGCCAUCACAGCUCGAGACAAUGGCAUCCCGCAGAAAUCUGACACCACCUACUUGGAGAUCCUAGUGAACGAUGUUAACGAUAACUCGCCAGUCUUCCAGCGUGACCGCUACUUGGGCUCCAUCAUGGAGGACAUCCCCGUGUACACCAGUGUCCUGCAGGUCUCUGCAACUGACCGCGACUCCAGCCUUAAUGGACGCAUCUUCUACACUUUCCAGGGUGGAGAAGAUGGCGACGGUGACUUCAUCAUCGAAUCCACCUCAGGGAUCGUACGAACUCUGCGCCGUCUCGAUCGAGAAAAUACUGCGAUCUAUAACCUGCAAGCCUUCGCCGUGGAUAAAGGAGUUCCUGCGCUCAAGACUGCUGUUGAUAUGCAGGUGACGAUUUUAGAUGUGAACGAUAACCCGCCUGUGUUCGAGAAAGAUGAGUUCGAUAUCUUUGUGGAGGAGAACAGUCCCAUCGGGCUCGUGGUGGCCCACAUAUCUGCGUCAGACCCAGACGAAGGCAGCAAUGCUCAAAUCAUGUACCAGAUCGUGGAAGGCAACAUCCCCGAGGUCUUCCAGCUAGAUAUUUUUUCUGGAGAACUCACGGCUCUUACUGACCUCGACUACGAGACUCGUGCGGAGUAUGUGAUUGUAGUUCAAGCUACGUCUGCUCCGCUAGUCAGCAGAGCCACGGUACACAUCAAACUCAUCGAUAAAAACGACAACGUCCCAGUCCUCAAGAACUUCCAGAUUAUCUUUAACAAUUACGUGACGGAUAAGACCAACAGUUUCCCUUCAGGAGUGAUCGGGCGUAUCCCGGCGCAGGACCCCGACGUGUCCGAUCAGCUCCACUACAGUUUCGAAGCCGGAAAUGAACUCAAACUGGUGAUUCUGAACCAGAGCACCGGCGAGAUCCGACUCAGCAGAGCCUUGGACAACAACAGACCCCUGGAGGCGUCCAUGAAGAUCUCCGUCUCUGAUGGCGUGCACUCGGUGUCGGCUCAGUGUCUGCUGCAGGUCACCGUCAUCACAGAUGAGAUGCUCUCCAACAGCAUCACGCUGCGAUUGGCCAACGCGUCUCAGGAGCGCUUCCUCUCGCUGCUAUUGGCUCAGUUCCUGGAGGGCGUGGCCAGCGUGCUGUCGGCGUCCCGUGAGGAUGUGGUGGUCUUCAACAUUCAGGAUGACACAGACGUGAGCGCCGGCAUCCUGAACGUCAGCCUGUCGGUGGCGCUGCCUGGUCAGGGCUCACGGGGCCGCGGGGUCAGUCAGGGGUCAGAGGUGGAGUUUUUUGGCUCAGAGGAGCUACAGGAGCGGCUGUACCUGAACCGCAGUUUGCUGGCGCAGAUCUCCUCGCAGGAGGUGCUUCCGUUCGAUGACAACAUCUGUCUGCGCGAGCCCUGCGAGAACUACAUGAAGUGUGUGUCCGUGCUGAAGUUCGACAGCCUGGCGCCCUUCGUGGCGUCUGACACCAUCUUGUUCCGGCCCAUACACCCGAUCGCGGGCCUGCGCUGCCGCUGUCCGCUCGGCUUCACCGGAGACUACUGCGAGACGGAGAUCGACCUGUGCUACUCCAGACCCUGCGGAGCCCACGGAGUCUGCCGCAGCCACGAGGGCGGAUACACCUGCCACUGCAUGCAGGACUACACAGGUGAGCGGUGUGAGAUCUCCUCGCGCUCGGGCCGCUGUGCUGAAGGUGUGUGUAAGAACGGCGGGACAUGUCUGAAUCUGCUGGUGGGCGGCUUCAGGUGUGAGUGUCCAUCCGGGGGCUUCGAGAAGCCCUUCUGCCUGCUGAGCUCCAGAAACUUCCCUCCGCAGACCUUCAUCACCUUCAAGGGGCUCCGGCAGCGCUUCCACUUCACACUCUCGCUGUCGUUUGCGACUCGCGAACCUAAUGGUCUGCUGCUGUAUAACGGACGCUUUAACGAGAAACAUGACUUUAUCGCCAUGGAGAUCGUUAACCAGCAGAUCCAGCUCACCUUCUCCGCAGGAGAGACAAAGACCACAGUUACGCCUUAUAUCGAAGGCGGAGUCAGCGACGGACACUGGCACACUGCACACGUGCACUACUACAACAAGCCGGUGCUGAACCGCGCAGGUCUUCCUCAGGGGCCGUCGGAUCAGAAGGUUGUCGUGGUAACGGUUGACGACUGUGACACAUCUGUCGCUCUGCGCUUUGGUCAUGUGGUGGGAAACUACUCCUGCUCCGCCCAGGGCAGCCAAUCAGGAUCCAAGAAGUCUCUGGAUCUGACGGGUCCUCUGCUGCUCGGAGGCGUCCCCAAACUGCCUGAAGAAUUCCCCGUGCAGAACCGGCAGUUCAUUGGCUGCAUGAAGGACCUGCGCAUCGACGAGCGACUUGUCGACAUGGCAGGAUUCAUCGCUAAUAACGGAACGCUACCCGGAUGCUCUGCGAAGCGUCAUUUUUGCAAUAAUAACCCGUGUCUGAACGGCGGCAGCUGCGUCAGUCUGUGGGGGUCGUUCCGCUGCGACUGCGCUGGGUUUGGAGGACGCAACUGUGAGAAAGUGAUGUCGAACCCACUGCGGCUCCAGGGUAAGGGUCUGCUAUGGUGGGCUGAUCUGGCUUCGGUGCUGACUCUUCCCUGGCAGAUGGAGUUCAUGUUUCGCACACGACAGCCGACGGCCACAGUGAUGCACAUGAGCUCAGGACAGCAGCACAACUUCACCAUACAGUCAGCUGAGAGAGGGUUCGUGGUGACGUCGGUCCAGCGUGGCGAGGACUCGGUCGUGUCUCGUGUUGAUGAUGUCACAGUGAGCGAUGGCCAAUGGCAUCACGUAUCUCUGGAGCUCAAAGGAGCAACGACAGGCAGCGUCACGGCAACACUGAGCCUCGACUACGGCCUCUACACGUCCUCUAUGGAGCUGGACUCGAAGCUGAAGGGUGUAAAACUGAAGACUCUAAGCGUCGGCGGCGUCUCUGACAGCAGGAAUCAUGUGAUUGGUGGAUUCAGAGGAUGCAUUCAGGGCUUGCGUAUUGGCGGCGACUCCUCGACUCCUGUGUUUCCCAGCAUGCCUCAGGCUCGUUUGCUGAACGUGGAGUCAGGCUGCAGUCUGCCGAACACCUGCGGAUCGAACCCAUGUCCGGCUCACAGCGACUGCAGAGACGACUGGGACGCGCAUACCUGCAGAUGCCACACCGGUUACUAUGGCAACAGCUGUACUGACGCCUGCGCGCUGAACCCCUGCGAGCAUCAAUCAGCAUGCAGCAGGAGGUCAAGCUCCGCCCACGGAUACACCUGCAGUUGUCCUAGCAACUAUUUCGGCCAGUACUGCGAAAAAAAGACAGAUUUGCCGUGUCCGCGUGGCUGGUGGGGCGAAAAGUCGUGUGGUCCAUGUAACUGUGACACCGCUAAAGGAUUCGACGCAGACUGUAACAAAACCAAUGGAGCCUGUCGCUGCAAGGACAAUCACUUCCGUCCGCCGUCGAGCGACGCGUGUGUGUUGUGUGAUUGUUACGCGGUGGGUUCUCUGUCGCGUGUGUGUGAUCGUGCCAUGGGUCAGUGUCAGUGUAAGCCGGGUGUUAUCGGGCGUCAGUGUGACCGCUGUGAUAACCCCUUCGCUGAGGUCUCUUCCAGCGGCUGUGAAGUGAUCUACGACAGCUGUCCUCAAGCUAUCGAAGCCGGAAUCUGGUGGCCGCGGACCAAGUUCGGUUUACCGGCCGCCGUCGCCUGUCCUAAAGGAUCUUUCGGAACUGCGAUCCGUCACUGUGAUGAACACAAGGGCUGGUUGUCGGCGAAUCUCUUCAACUGCACGUCUGUGAGCUUCAGCAAACUGAAGACACUGUCGGAGCGUUUGGUGCGAAACGCAUCUCUGAUGGACUCUGCUAACGUUCAGCAGACGGCGGCGCUGCUGUUUAACGCCACGAAGAACACGAAGGAGUUUUACGGCAGCGAUGUGAAGAUCGCAUUUCACCUGCUACGCGCAAUACUGCGACACGAGAGCCAGCAGCAGGGCUUCAAUCUCACCGCCACACAGGACGUGCUCUUCAACGAGCACCUGAUGCACGUGGGCAGUGCCAUCCUGAGGGCGGAGACACGCGGGCACUGGCAGACCAUCCAGCAGACGGAGAGCGGCACCGACACACUGCUGCGCCAGUUCGAGGAGUACACACACACACUCGCACAGAACAUGAGGAGGACAUACCUCAACCCCUUCACCAUCGUCACGCCCAGCAUCGUGAUCUCCAUUGACCGUCUGGAGAAGAUGAAUUUCGCGGGGGCGAAGCUGCCACGCUAUCAGUCUCUGCGCGGGCCACGCCCACAAGACCUGGAGACCGCUGUCACUCUGCCAGACUCCGUCUUCAGCCCCGCCCCCGAGGGCAAAGGUCAUCGGCACCACAGUGAGCCAAUCACAGAGCCCGGCAGAAACCACACGGCCAAUCGGAAGAGGCGUCACCCGGACGAGCGGCAGCAGGACGCCAUCGCUAGCAUCAUCAUUUUCCACACGCUAGCGGCGCUGCUGCCGGAGAGAUACGACACCGACAAGAGGAGCCUCAGGGUCCCCAAGCGGCCCGUCAUCAACACUCCUGUGGUCAGCAUAACUGUUCAUGAUAACGAGGAGCUGCUGCAGCACACUCUGGAUAAACCAAUCACAGUGCAGUUCCGGCUGGUGACCACCGAGGAGCGCUCUAAACCCAUCUGUGUGUUCUGGAACCACUCAAUAGUGGCGGCUGGUCCGGGCGGCUGGUCCUCUAAGGGCUGUGAGGUGGUCUUCAGGAACAGCACACACAUCAGCUGCCAGUGUUACCACAUGACGAGCUUCGCUGUGCUCAUGGACAUCUCCCGCAGAGAGAACGGAGAGAUCCUGCCGGUGAAGCUGGUGACAUGGAGUUCGGUGGGAGCGACGCUGUUCUUCCUCCUCCUCACCAUCGUCUUCCUCUCCUGCCUGCGCGCCGCGAACAGCAACAAGACCAGCAUCGCCAAAAACGGCUCCUCGGCGCUCCUCAUCGCUCUCCUCGUCUUCAUCCUGGGCAUCAGUCAGGCCGACAACCCGUUCGUGUGUACGCUGAUGGCCAUCCUGCUGCACUUCUUCUGGCUCUGCGUGUUCUCCUGGCUCUUCCUGGAGGGUCUGCAUGUGUACCGGAUGCUGAGCGAGCUGCGCGACAUCAACUACGGCCCCAUGCGGUUCUACUACCUGAUUGGCUGGGGGGUCCCAGCCUUUAUCACAGGGCUGGCGGUGGGACUGGAUCCAGAGGGUUACGGGAACCCGGACUUCUGCUGGCUCUCGCUCUACGACACCCUCAUCUGGAGCUUUGCGGGACCCAUCGCGUUUGUGGUGUCCAUGAACGUGUUCCUGUACAUCAUGGCAUCGAGAGCGUCGUGUUCACUCCGACAGAAGAGCUGCGAGAAGAGAGACGUGCCGGCGGCAGGUCUGCGGGCGGCGUGUACGGUGUUGUUCCUGGUGACGGUGACGUGUCUCCUGGCGCUGCUGUCGGUCAACAGUGACAUCAUUCUGUUCCACUAUUUGUUUGCAGGAUUCAGCUGCGUUCAGGGUGUGUUUAUCUUCUUCCUCCGCGUGGUGUUUAAUCAGGAAGCUCGAGAUGCCAUGCGCUACUGCUGCAGCGGGAAACGGCCAGAUCACAUGAUCAAAUCCAAACCCUCUGCGUUCGUCUGCAGCAGUGAUUAUGUGGACGGUGGUCUGUAUCAUCUGCCCUUCACUGAGUCCAGUGUGUCUCUGAACGGCACACAGAGCAGCAAAACACACCAGAACUACAUGCCCUUCAGCCUGCGAGGAGACGACAUGAACAGCAGCCACCUGAGUCUGAGUGAACACAACACACUGUUCAAAGACAAAGAGCAGAUGGAUGAUCAAGACUCAGACUCGGACAGUGAUCUCUCGGAGCUGGAGGACGAUCAGAGCGGCUCGUAUGCAUCCACACACUCCUCCGACAGUGAAGAAGAAGAGGGAGCCUUUCAGGAGGAAUGCUGGGAGAAUCUGGCAACCAGCGGCUCCGGCAAACCUCACGGUGUGUGUGAGAGUGAGACCGGAGCCACAGAUGAGACUGUGGACAAAGCAGAGAAUCCUGGGACGGAGAACCUGCUGCUGCUGCUGCCCAGUCUGCCACACACACAACCACACAAAGGAAUCCUGAAGAAGAAGCAGCUGUCGCCGAUCGCCGAAAGAAACGCCAUCAACCGCAUUCACAACCAGUUGUCAGGAGACUCCGCCUCCUCACGAGGCCCCUCCUCCAAUGAGGACAGAAGGGGGUGCGGAGUGAGGAGGAGUCAUGUGAACGGGGCGUCGGUGAGCGGACCAAUGAAAACACUCGACAACGACUCGUCUGAAUCUGAGUGA